AAUGACAUCAUUCAUGCAGGGCAGCAGGGGUGAGACUGGGCGAGAGCAGAGGAGAGAUGGCAUGAGAAAUCUUUGUCUUCAAUGGGCUGUGUGUUCAGUGGACUUUUAACUCCUCUCGCCUAAAACCAUCAGCAGACACUGUAAACCACUGCGUUAUUGCACAAUGAAAUACUCAUUUGGACUUUUCGUGGUAAUCUCUUCGUUGACCGUCACCGUCUGCAAUAAGCAUUAUGGAAUGCAGUACUCCUCAUUAGACACAUCACUGCGUUGCUAUAAGUGCUCUGAUUACUACGGAGGCUGGUGUAGAAAUAUCCAGGAGUGCACUUAUGAAGAUUCGUGUUUGUCUCUGCAUGAGAAAGGAGGGAAAACGAUCCGGCAGUGCAUCAGGUACACGGACUGCGACAACUCCCGGCUGACUCAGAUGUUUCCAGCGGUGUCUGGAUUCACGUACCGCUGCUGUAACUCUAACUUAUGUAACAGCGGGCACAGGAACAUGGCCAUCCUCAGUCUGUUUAUCUCUCUGCUCAGUGUGUGGUGGAGCUACUGCUGCUAACCUUCUCACCGUGUCACAGAAAUUUACUACUCUUACGUGCAGUAAUGGUAAUAGAAUGUUUUUCAUAAUUUUAACUCAUUCUAAUAAGUUUAACUUGAUUUAAUACAUAUAAACACAUUUUCUAGAUGCUAAUGACUUGUUCUGACAUGUUUUAAUUGAAUUUGCUAGUUGUUGGAUAGCGAUGAAAAUAACAAAUAAAAGCUUUGUGUUUAAGGA
Molecule: messenger RNA, 769 nt
Organism: Hemibagrus wyckioides
Lineage: Eukaryota; Metazoa; Chordata; Actinopteri; Siluriformes; Bagridae
Gene: cd59b
Product: CD59 molecule (CD59 blood group)
Exons: 4
Coding region: 164-553 (129 amino acids)
Source: RefSeq, a predicted model, not a curated record